UUGUGGUUGGAGAGACAGAAUUACUCAUCAAUGGAUUAUUUAUAUUUAUGUUAUUGUAAAUAAUAAACCCCAGUAGUAUUUAUUCAACCCCAAAUUAUUUUUAUUAUCAGUUAUAUGACUUAAAAAAAAUAAUCAUGCAGCGUCGAAGGGGACCAAACUUUACUUACGUUAGUGGCUGUGUGAAGUAUAUGAUUUUUGUGCUGAAUUUUGUAUUUUGGUUGCUCGGAGGACUACUGAUAGCUGUGGGCUUAUACGCAUUCCUGGACAAAUGGCAGGCUACGGGACUCAUAAAGUUGGACACAGUGUACGAUGUGAUGCUGAACAUCAGUCUGCUCCUGGCGCUGCUCGGGGCCGUGGUGUUCGUCGUCAGCUUCGCGGGCUGCGUCGGUGCCUUGCGGGAAAACACAUGCCUGCUCAAAUUCUACUCUCUCUGCCUUCUAAUCCUGUUCCUCGUGGAGAUGGGCGGCGCCGUGUGCGGGUUCGCCUUCCCGCGCUCGCUCCACGGGUUCCUCGAGAUCGGCUUCACGGAGCGCGUACUUCACGCGUAUAGGGAUGACCCUGACUUGCAGAACUUCAUUGACUUCGCUCAGAGCGAUUUCCACUGUUGCGGUCUGACCUCCGACGGGUACAUGGACUGGUCGAAGAACGAGUACUUCAACUGCUCGUCGCCGUCCGUGGAGCGGUGCGGGGUUCCCUUCUCCUGCUGCAUCAACGCCACCGACAUCGCCUCGGGGCUCGUCAACAUCAUGUGCGGAUAUGGGGCUCAGAACUACCCGGUAGCCGAAGCGAGCAAGCGCGUCUGGACAAGCGGUUGCAUAGAAAUAGUUCGCUCCUGGAUGGAACGUAACUUAUACACUAUAGCAUCCGUGGCCCUGGGGGUGGCCCUGUCACAGCUGUUCGUCAUAUAUCUGGCCAAGACUUUAGAGGGACAGAUCGAGCUGCAGAAAUCCAGGUAAAUGUGUACAAGUGUGGAUGGAACGUAACUUAUACACUAUAGCAUCCAUGGCCCUGGGGGUGGCCCUGUCACAGCUGUUCGUCAUAUAUCUGGCCAAGACUUUAGAGGGACAGAUCGAGCUGCAGAAAUCCAGAUGGCAGACAUGAAACAGGGGCACGGCGGGCGCCUACCGCGACGACUGCCGCCGCGCGCUGCUGUAGCGCCCGCCCCCCGCCCCGCCCCUCCCCG
Messenger RNA from Cydia fagiglandana, 1183 nucleotides. Its product is annotated as tetraspanin-33-like. The record is from RefSeq and is a predicted model, not a curated record. NCBI's taxonomy places the organism in Eukaryota, Metazoa, Arthropoda, Insecta, Lepidoptera, Tortricidae. Gene Ontology annotation, cellular component: plasma membrane. The transcript has 7 exons. Bases 135 to 956 code for a protein of 273 amino acids.